Molecule: messenger RNA, 1350 nt
Organism: Elgaria multicarinata webbii
Lineage: Eukaryota; Metazoa; Chordata; Lepidosauria; Squamata; Anguidae
Product: hepatic lectin-like
Exons: 6
Coding region: 156-794 (212 amino acids)
Molecular function (GO): signaling receptor activity
Source: RefSeq, a predicted model, not a curated record
UCUGAAGGCAGAAGAGCAGGGAUGAGGUCUAGACCCUCCCAUGUUAAUAAUUAACCUUUUCUGCAGAGCAACUCCAGUGAAAUGACAAAGUCCCUAUUUUAGAAAGUGUUUCUAAACAGCACAAAAACAACCCCUUUCCAUACACAGCUUUCAAGAUGGAUGAAGAAAAUAAUGCAUUCCGGGCUUAUAGAGGGAAAAGUCUUCUUCAGAGGCCGUUCUUCCCCAUCUACGCACUGCUGGGUGUCUCUUACUUGCUGGUUCUCAUUGGCUUCGUGGUGGCCCUCUCCAAAGUAGCAACGAUUUCAUCAGAAAUCACCAAGAUGCACAGUGAACUUGCCAAGGAUCCCUUUGGCCACGAUUUCCAUUUGUUCCCGUGCGGUGCUGACACUCGACAGUGGGAAUAUUUCGGUGGAAAAUGCUACUACUUCUCCCUGAAGGCCCUUCCCUGGCACCAGGCCAAAGCACAGUGCGAACAGCAACAAUCACAGCUGGUCAUCAUAGACAGUUUCGCAAAACAGAAUUUCUUACAGACCCGGACCAGAAAUGAACGGUUUUGGAUCGGACUCCAUGACCAACAAACGGAAGGAGAGUGGAAAUGGCUAGAUGGCAGUAAUUAUAGAACAGGCUUCAGGAACUGGAAGGCAGGAGAACCUAACAAUUACCAAGGCCAAGAUGAGGACUGUGGCCAAUUGUGGCUCAACGGGGAAUGGAAUGAUUUCUCCUGCACCACUGAUAGCUAUUAUGUCUGUGAGAAAGCCCUGCCAAGCAAAGCCACGCCUGCAUCAAAGGGCUGAGCGCUUGCCACGAUCUUCCUAGAAAUCCCUAGGAAUGAAAGGAUUAAUGUGAGAAGCGGCAUAGCCCUACCCUCUGGUGGCAGAAGAAACAAAAACAGCAACGUAACUUUGCCAAGAAAACCUUUUCAUAAACAAACAAACACCAAAGAAACUUUCAGGAUCUCAUUUUAAAAUUCAAUCAUUUUUGGAAAUGGUCAAUUACUAGUAUUGGAUUAUUUGGCAGUUCUGCAGCUAAAUAAAAUUAAGUGAUAUCUUGUAUAACUUCCUAAGCAAUUGACAGGGCUUUUUGCAACAUGGGAGAGAAUAAAUACCAACCUACCUUACAAGCUUGCUCUUAAGGAUUCCUUAAAAACUGCUAAUAGAUAUCCUUAAAUAUAUUCAGCACUAUAUACAUCUAUUAAAUAAAUAAAAUAAACGUAAGAGAGGAAGAGAGGUAGUUUAAAAUGCUAUAGAACAUUAUAUAAUUGGUAUGGCUACAGUUGUUACAUUAUUGGAUUUUGUGAAAAGUACUUGACUUGAAAUCUAAUAAACAAACAACAAUGCCCCAGUGACAUUU